Varanus komodoensis (Komodo dragon) is the source of this 3535-nucleotide messenger RNA. RefSeq names its product zinc finger protein 398-like. Lineage: Eukaryota; Metazoa; Chordata; Lepidosauria; Squamata; Varanidae. Gene Ontology annotation, biological process: regulation of transcription by RNA polymerase II. The transcript has 8 exons. Gene Ontology annotation, molecular function: DNA-binding transcription factor activity, RNA polymerase II-specific; RNA polymerase II transcription regulatory region sequence-specific DNA binding. Bases 130 to 1575 code for a protein of 481 amino acids. Gene Ontology annotation, cellular component: nucleus. The record is from RefSeq and is a predicted model, not a curated record.
CGCCCUCGGCCGCCGGACGCCUCGGUCCCCGCGCAGCGCCGGUGCAGGCCAUGGAGUGUGAGGCCGAGGCGAGGCCCCCCCCCGCGUGCCCGUCCCCCUGCGCGCCCCGAGCAGGCAGCGACGCGGGAGAUGCAGGUGCAAACGACAGGCGCUUCCGUGUGGGCAGCGGCGGCUGCAGUCCAGGCCAUGGGCAAGACGGUGGAUGCCCACAGCGUGCGCUUGAUGCGCCUGGAGGGCAGGAUGGGGGCAGCAGAGAAGAAGCUGGUGGGCUGCCAGAAGACCACAGCGGAAGUGGAGAGCCAGCUGGAGAGCAGGUGGGCCGCCCUGGGGACCCUGAUCGAGGAGUACGGGCAGCUGCAGAGGAGGCUGGAGAAUGUGGAGAACCUGCUGAAGAACCGGAACUUCUGGAUCCUGCGGUUCCCCCCCAGCGCUAAGGGGGAGACACCCAAGGUUCCAGUGACAUUUGAUGACCUUUCAGUGCACUUUAACGAGCAGGAAUGGCAGAACCUGGACGAGCUGCAGAAGGAGCUGUACAAGACCGUCAUGAGAAGCAACUAUGAGCUGCUGGUCUCGCUGGACUAUGUGGUGGCCAAGCCCGAGAUCCUGACCCGGAUUGAACAAGGGCGGGAACUGUGUGAGAAGGUGCCUGGGGAUUCCGAACGGAGCAGCGUCUGUGGACCCCUCGAUGCAGCGCCCCCUGCUGCCCCAGUAGAUGUUUCUUUGUGGCUGAAACAAGAAGCGGGUGGACCACCGAAAGGGGACAUGAAGCCCCCUGAAGAGAAGAGGGGCAGCUGUCACGUGCGUUCCCCGCUGGGCGUCGUGGGAGCAUCCCCGUGGGUCAAAGAGGAAGUGGAAGAGGUGCGUGUCGGGCCAGGAGGCUCCCGCGAAGAGGAGACCGGCCACGAGGCUCACCUGGCGUGUCAGAGUGUCGCAGUCAGCGAAGGACACGUCCUGGGACGUCAGGAGGGCCCCCGUGUGCAGGAGCCCGGGUUCCUUGGCGAAGGCCCCAGUUCUGGUCCAGCCCCCUUUCCGAGUUGGGCGGCCGCUGAUGGUGACGUGGAGCAUGCACUGCGUGAGCAACACCGAGGGCGAUUUUACGACAUGAUGGAGGAGAUCCUGUCCACCAAACGGGAGGACAACAACAGCUACAUCAACCGCCAGCGAUACAGGACGUUGAUCGAAGAAGUCAAAGAGGCAAAGCGGCUGCGCAGCAAAAAGGGCAAGCAUUACCGCCGGCUGCGGCGCUUCAACGUCCUCACCGUCGGGGCAGAAGAGAAGCUGGUGGCGCCCGUCUCGCCCGGGCAUCCCGAGGUGGUGCACUUCGUCCAGUACGAGGACCUCUUUGACAUCCUGCACGCGGCGCACGCGUCCAUCGGCCACGGAGGCCGGACCAGGAUGCUGAAGGAGCUGAGCCGCACGUACAAGAACGUCACCGCCGAAGCGGUCAUGACUUACCUGCGGCUGUGCGAGCUGUGCCAGAAGAAGCAGGGCGGGCCCAGAAAGGGCUUGGCCGCACGGCCGGCCUGGCACACCGACCCCGAGCCCCGCUGCCCGUUUGGCAUGGUGCGCAUGUAGCCCGUGAGGCGGGAACCCGCAGUCCGCGGCACCGCCCCAGGGUCACGCUGGACUCCCCCUUCCACUCAGGCCCCGGCCGUCGGUCAGGCUAGCGGCGUUGCUGGAGUGUCUUCUCUGUUGUUCCGUGUUUCUCGCACCAGCGCAGCUGCAGAGAACGUGCAGGUCAAAUAAGCAAGGGGGGAAGUCCUCCCCAGAUGUGGGAUGGAGCUGCUGUCCGAGCCGAAGACCGGGCCCAGCCUGGUUCUGUCGGGUAGACAGACCGAGCCACGGCGGUCGGCUUGGGGUGCGGAGGCCUCCUGCCCCAGGCUCACCGCUGGACGGUGCCUGUUCAGGCUGUGAGGAGUCUGGCGGAUCGGGACCUUGUGAAAAUGCUGCCCGGCGGAAGCUGCCUUUGGACGCCGCAGAGUGGCCGGGCAUCCAAUGCGGAGGACUUGGGGGUCGUCAGCCGGUGAUGGAAAUCCAGGCGUGCUUGAGCCACACGCACUAAGAUAAUGAACCGAGCCUUGCGCAGGAAUAUCCACCCCCCACCCCCCAAGUUUUUGGGGAGGAAUCCCUCUCUGAAGCUGCUCAAGCGCUAGCAGGAGGUGGCCAUGCUGUUCUGCAGAGAUUCUGUCCCAGGCGCUCGUGUGUGCGCGCACGGGGGGAGGCGUGGGUGCCUCUGACGGGGUGUCCGUCUCCUGUGCGUCCAUCUUGAAGUGACUGAUGAGACCGCGGGAGUUAAGCCAAAGGUGCUUAUGGACCACCUCACGACAUCGCUCAGGGCAAAUGCAGCCACUUGUUCGAUCGUAUUUUGCAGCGCUGCAGAGCAGUCGCCCCCCCCCCCCCAAAAAAACCAGUCUUGUGACUUGCAAGGCCAUGGAGAAAGUGUCCGUGAAUAAUCCCACCCCACCCCAUUUUUCCUGGGCUAUCAGGAUUUGAGUACUGCAGAGCCUGAAACGAAAAUAUUUCACAGAAGUUAGACAGGAAAAGCCCUGCCCCACGUUUGGCCUGGGACUGCAGACUCCGACGACACCAACCCGCAAGCGCAGCAGCACGGAAGGUAAAUCCUAUGCAUUUUAUAGACGGAACAAGCCCCACGAUCCCAGCAUGUGCCCGGAUAUUUUUUUCUGCCAACAUGUAUUGGGUUGUGCCCUUCAUCUCACUAUUUUCCUGUAUUGUGCCCAGUAAAAGACCAUCAGAGGCGAGGGUUACCUCCAUCCCCUCGUUCAGACAAUUAGCAAGUGCAAAGCAGUCUUUCUGGGCAUUGUGGCCCUCCCGAAGGAAGCCCCCAAAACCCCAAAUCACAGGACGUCUGAAGUGCCAAGUGCAACUUUCCUAUUUUUAAACCUUUUAAGGAUUUGAUUUAGUUGACUUGGUAAAUGUUCUUAUAAUGUACUUUGAUUUUGUAAGCCAGGUAUUUAUUUGAUACUUUAUAUUAAAUACUAAUUGACAAUACUGUAUUUUUAUCCUUCGUUGGCUGCUUUGAUUUUGAAGAAAGUACGGCUUCAGUUUUUAAAUUUAAACAGAGGCUUAUGGUGCUGUAGCUAAAAUGACUGUCUGUGCAGCUCAGUCACUGAAAAUCCUACAGUUCUCCUGCUACUAAAACUCUAAUCCUCAGGCAGAGAAUAUAGGCUACUCCCAAAGUCAUUGGAUUGCUCCCAAGGAAUCUUUCAGUUCUCUCCACUGGUGACCAGAAAAUGCCAGAAAGCAGUCGAGAGCGAGGGAUUGCGUGGGUCUGUCUGCCGCGAGAGUCAGCCAUUGCUGUCACAAAUAAAUAUUAACUUGUCAUCUAGCUGUGUACCGUGUUUGUGAUGAAAACAAACCCGAAAUCCCUGAACAUCAAUGUAAACAUUAUCUGUACUUUUUAAAAGCUCUGUCCAUUGUUGUUAAAAGUGGAUUAUCUUGACCCCUGGUGACUUCAUUUAGUGUUAGGUGGGAUGUUAACAGAAAUCUUAUUAAAGUAAUUUUGUUUUUAGAAAAA